Lineus longissimus is the source of this 2478-nucleotide messenger RNA. Its product is annotated as asialoglycoprotein receptor 1-like. Bases 1277 to 2236 code for a protein of 319 amino acids. The transcript is spliced from 4 exons. Lineage: Eukaryota; Metazoa; Nemertea; Pilidiophora; Heteronemertea; Lineidae. The record is from RefSeq and is a predicted model, not a curated record.
UGCCUGCAUCUAUUUUGGCAAAGGCAGAUCAUGCGCCUGACCUGCUAGAGUUCAUUUCACUUCUAGUUAGCCUGGAUUAUGCAAACCAUGCCAUAGCCUUUCUGUGUGAAGACGUGAAAUCUACCUUAAACUCAUCAACCCCAGAAGCCACACCAAUAUAAUGAUUUUGCAAAGAUGUUCUGCAACACAGAUUUCUUCUCUUGGGUCAGAAGUUCAUCUUUAUGAUCUCAGGUUAUUUGUUUCUACUGAAACACCCAAAGCCCCUUUAGUCCUUACUUCUAAUUUCUCAUCUCAUGAACUGACUUGUACGAUUCUGUAUACACAGAAAUGACCUGAAUUGAGCAACACAAACUAAAUUAAAUAACCAAGCUCAGUGAGAUAUGAACAUAGAGUAUCACCCCAUACACUGCUGGCACAUGACCAUGGAUGAUACCACCUUAUAACCCCUUCUUUAUAAGCUCCUUGCAUCAUGGAAUUCCAUCAUCUAGAUCCUACUCUUAGCACUGCACCUGAUGAAGGUAUAACACAUCAAGUUGAAUAAUAACAUACAGUCAGAAGUAAUCUGCUCAAAUAGUGCAUACCAGACAUCAAUCUAUUCAGACUGCUGCAUAGAAUUGUUUUAGCCGCAGACCACGAAAGAUCCUGAUUUCAUCCCUUCUUCAACAAAUCAACCCAUCAAAACGGAACCAGGAUUAGAGCAGAAUUUCAUGAUAUCAGGACUUCUGAAGCAGGCAUGAAAAUCUUCAUCUUAAUUUUGAUCCUUGGGGUCCAUACGACGGAACUUCUUGCAGGGAGAAGGAAGAAGCAUCACAGGCAUCAUCCCACCCCUACCCCAGACCCAGACCUGGAGCACUUGCCGAGACGAUUCCGCAGAGUUGUUCUGAGGAAGAUCCAAAACUUGACCGAGGAGAUUGAGGAUCUGAAGUAUCAGUUGGAAGUUGUGGAAAAUGAGCAGGGGGAACUUGAUAUAUUAUUGCAGGCUCAUCAAAAAGCCAUUGAAGGGUAAGUCACACAGUCUUUAAAUCAGCACUAUGGCACUACUUAUCAGCAGUGUAUCCUAUCUGGCAUCAAUUCCAUGUCUCUAAGGUUGGGCAACUUCCUGAGAAUAGCCUGCACAACAGUUUGAAGCAGACUUCGUUCAAAAAGGGUAAACACACUAUGAUCAAGAACAAGAACUAAUCUGUUAAUUACAAUUUAUGGAUUCUUCUUCACUGUCCUGACCCCUACAUCUCAUAUAAAGCCACGGUAAACCAUAAUCAUAUCACAUUGAGCCAUCAUGGAGUCAAAGACCAUAUUCUUUACUGUGGCUCUGUGCCUGGGUAUGGCUCUUGGCCUAUCCAACAGGAAGAUAAGAUCCAGUCAUGAGGUUACGCCCCACGAUUAUAAUGAGACUAGACAAUUGGUCAGGAGAAGGUUUGGAGAGUUAGGUGAAGAUUUGCAGGAGUUGGCUGAGAAGACAGAGACAAUUGAGGCAGAGUUUGAUCAUUUGAAAAAGAUUCUGAAAAGUCAUCGAGAAGCAAUUGAAAGCCUUGGAGGUAUCAUAGCUCCACCAAUACCACUAGGCUCAGGAACUGAUAAUGAAUCCGGUGUGGUAUGUCCAUCUCACUACAUCUACCAUGGCAACUCCUGCUAUGAAUGGGUGAAGAAGGCCGCCAACUGGACCGAGGCAGAGCAGUACUGUGCCCAUGAACAUAAUGGACACCUGGUCAAAAUCAGCAGUGAAAAGGAACACAAGUUUGUGGUCUACCACACAAUGCACCACUACCCUGCAGUGGAUUCAAUCUGGAUUGGUCUCCACAACUUUGGGGAUGGCUGGUACUGGGAUCAUGAUGAACAUCAUGGUCGACAUCAUGAUGAUGAUCGCACACAUCCAGAACACCAUAAUGAUGAGGAUCACCAUGACAAGGCAGAUGAACACCUAAGUGACAAUCCUGAUCACCAUGACAAUCAGGGCGAUCACCAUGGUGACCAUAACGACCAGAGUGAAGAUGACAAUGACCAGCGUCACAUGGACUACGAGCAUGAAAACCUCGACACUGGAGGCCAUAAGAAGGAUCACGAGACAGCGAAACAUGCAGACAACGGGAAGGAGAAGUCUUUCUCAAAUUGGGGUGAACACGAGCCAAGGCGUGACAGCGAUAAGCUCUGCGUGCAGAUUAGAGCCAACGCUGGCUACCUGUGGCGCACACAUGAUUGUGCUGACCAUGCAAUGUUUAUCUGUGAAUGGAACAAAUGACAUGAACAGAUGAAUGGGGCAGAGUGUGCCAAUCCAACAGUGUUUUCUUAUCCUAUUUAUACAAUACUUUUGUUCAUUGAACUGGCUUUGGAGCUGUGAAUUUAAAAUGGUGGAAAUGAAAGUAACUUGAAACGACUUUUGCUUACAGAAAAAAAACUUUGGAUGAAUAAGCCCAGUUUCAUGUUUGAGCCCUUUGAGGGCUCAGGGCCUUUUUCUACAGUAAGGGAGUAUAAAUCAGCAUA